Xenopus laevis (African clawed frog) is the source of this 1133-nucleotide messenger RNA. It is a transcript of the gene srd5a3.L, whose product is annotated as steroid 5 alpha-reductase 3 L homeolog. The transcript is spliced from 5 exons. Gene Ontology annotation, biological process: dolichol-linked oligosaccharide biosynthetic process; polyprenol catabolic process; dolichyl monophosphate biosynthetic process. The coding region runs from base 16 to 1035 and encodes 339 amino acids. Gene Ontology annotation, molecular function: polyprenal reductase activity; 3-oxo-5-alpha-steroid 4-dehydrogenase activity; 3-oxo-5-alpha-steroid 4-dehydrogenase (NADP+) activity. Lineage: Eukaryota; Metazoa; Chordata; Amphibia; Anura; Pipidae. Gene Ontology annotation, cellular component: endoplasmic reticulum membrane; membrane; endoplasmic reticulum. The record is from RefSeq and is a predicted model, not a curated record.
UAUCCCCCGCCCUCUAUGUGGGCGUGGUCUCUGGGCAGACGGCUGCUCACUGGCAGAGAGGAUGACACAUGGUAUAACAUGCUGCUGGUGCAGCUGCUUCCGCCAGGAGUGAGCCUGCUGGCACUAGUGUGGCUGGUGCUGGAUGUCGCUUUCCUUAGCGCUCUGCUCUUAUACCUGCUACGAGGCUGUGACUGCGGGCGCUCCCUUUUGUGCAGCGUUUUCCAUGAUCUCAUUCGCUAUGGGAAGACUAAAGUCGGCCGGCAGCGCCCCGCAUGGCUCCAGUGGUUUGAUAUCCCUAAGAGGUGCUUCUGGCAUUUUUAUUGCGUCUCUCUGAUCUGGAAUGGGUUUCUUCUGUGGAUCCUCCAUCGCUUACUCUUUCAGAGUGUUCCGGUUCCAGAAUGGAUACAGGUAGUUCUUCGCUUCCUCCGUGCUGGAUCAGAACCACAGAUCCUGGAUAGAGAACUUUCAGCUGUUCUGGCUCUUGCUCUGUUGUGGUUGCACAGCCUGCGGAGAUUGCUCGAGUGCCUGUUUGUGAGUGUCUUCUCCAAUGGGACCAUUCACUUUGUGCAGUACUGCUUUGGCCUGGGAUAUUAUAUCUUGAUUGGGAUCACUGUACUUAGCUAUUGCUCGCUGGACACACAGACUGUCUCCCUGGAUGAUCUCCUGCCGCAGGGUCACUGGUACCAUAUCCUCGGACUGACCCUCUACAUCUGGGCUUCUCUACACCAGUACAGAUGUCAUUGCAUUCUUGCCAAUCUGAGGAAAAGUGCAUCAGGUACCAUAAUGCAUCUGAACUAUGCCAUACCUACUGGAGACUGGUUUGAGAAAGUGUCCUGCCCUCAUUACUUGGCAGAGCUCUUGAUAUACCUGUCCAUCGCAGUUGUUUUUGGACCUCUGAACACUAUAUGGUGGCUUGUUGUUUUAUAUGUUUUGUUUAGCCAGGCAUUAGCUGCAGUUUUAUGUCAUGAGUUUUAUCAUGAAAAGUUUGAUUCCUAUCCUAUUCACAGGAACGCUUUCAUUCCAUUUAUAUUUUAAAUAUUAUACUUUGCCAUGUAUCUAUCUCUCUUGCUUUCUUUGGUGCUGAGCUAAAUGUAUUUAUCCUUGAUAUGACAAUGAAAAGAAUAUGCAGUUUA